Molecule: messenger RNA, 983 nt
Organism: Melampsora larici-populina 98AG31
Lineage: Eukaryota; Fungi; Basidiomycota; Pucciniomycetes; Pucciniales; Melampsoraceae
Exons: 4
Coding region: 388-594 (68 amino acids)
Source: RefSeq, a predicted model, not a curated record
UUUUUUCUAGAUAUGCUUUUACUAAACAAUUGUCAUUCUGACGCUUGAUCCUUUCUUCUCACCUGGUCAGUUUUACUGCAUAACAAUCGUACUCUUCCUACGUCUUUUGAAGGGAACCGUCGACGUUGCGAGUGGAAAAACAAAUCUUUUAGGCCGAAAUGAACGUAAUUAUGCUGUUGAAGAAGGACGCAAGUCGACGGUCUUGGUCAGCACCACUGCUCUGGUGUCAGCCGUGCCAGCUCAAAACUCUCGCCUAGCUCAAAACCUGAGAAACGGAUACCGUUUCCUGGUUUGGCAUUGUGGUUUGCUCACUGUCGUUCUGGUAUGGUACUUUGUUGUUGGAGUAUUCCUCACGAUAAAGAUUGGAAAGAUCCCAGAUCAUGAAGGAUGGAGGUCUCUCUCGAUAUGGGCGGUAGUGUCAAGUUCCUUCCUUCUAUCAGGAGCUUUGUUACUUCAAAGCUGGCGAAUUCUAACGGAUCGAGACGUGACACACGAAGGUCCAUCUCCUACGGCGAGUACCCCAAAGCAAACCAAAGAGUACAAUGUCCUAAACAUCGACCCCUCUAUCCAAUUUCAACCCGCUGCGGGUGGUAAUAUGGAAAGAGCCAACUCUAGUACCCAGAUGCUCCCCAACCCUCUUUCCAUCACAAAUGAACCUGCCCAACCUCAAGUAUUGUAGAUUCACAUAUCACCACACACUUGACUUGGGUUCUUUCUCAGGUCAUAAGGAGCCUCCUUGAAUGUUACAAUCUUACUUGAAAUAUCUAUUCUAUAGUUAAAACAUAUUGCUUGAUAUAACACUAAUAAAAUUUUUACAACACCACCUCUUAUCGCUUCUAUCUUUCUUUCGGAUUUCAACGUGGCAAUUAUCUUGGGUUUAUAUCGUGGUGUAUCAUACGCGCGGGACUUUGUACAAUCAAUCACUCUUUCAAACUGCAGCACAUCAAAUAUACCAAAAUGUGAAACUUAAACUGAACACCUAC